AGAACAGGAACAACAUGAACAUCUUCAUCGAUGAAGAAGGAUGGCAACUACCUCAAAAUAAAAGUGGUUCCAAAAAAUCAGACGGUUUACCCGGAGCAACGGAAGGCGAAGAAAUCCUUAGCGUCCCGAAAUCAGCAGAAGAAGCUCUGGCCGAUGCGCGCAAAGAAGUACGAGACUUACGCCGGCGACUUCGCGGCAUGCGGUGGAAGCUUAUAAAGAGCGAAAGUUUGAGAAACUGUUACGAGAAACGCGUUUUCAAAUUACAAGAUCAUGUUACGCAAUUGCUUUCCUCUGGCUGUAGCGCUUUUGAUGAUAGCAGCGAUUAUUCGUAUGAUAAAUCCUCGUCACGUGAUAGUGGCGGAACGAGCGGUGACAGUUCUGCCUCUUCGGUCAGCUCCAGAGAAGAGGACGCUGAAAGAGCGAUGGUAGGAAAAGUAUCAACUUGCCGUACGUGGAAUAGGAAUUAUCUCGUGGUACCAAAAUCUUCCAACGAGCCCGAUGAUGUGGAAGGGCGGUCGCGAAAUUGUCGUAGACGUCGAGAGUACCAUGGAACAAGAGACACGAGUAAAAAGAAGAAAAAUAUUAAAAAUGGAGCUGCACUUCUUUCUGAAGAUGGACGUCAGAACGCAAAGAACAAGAGGAAGAGAAGA
Amoebophrya sp. A25 is the source of this 650-nucleotide messenger RNA. Lineage: Eukaryota; Dinophyceae; Syndiniales; Amoebophryaceae. The record is from the annotation of a GenBank genome assembly.